GUGUGGUGAAGAUAUAAAAGCCAGGCAGGUUGGGUUAUCUUUGUACAGGUCUGCCCUGAUCAGCUGUAUAAACAACGUGAUAGAACAUUAUUCGUGGGACUGUCCUAACAUCGGUUAGACGCAGAUACAAUCUCUGACAGCUCUGAAACGCCACAGAAGACAUUGAAGAUGGACCUCAAGGUGUUUAAUGAUCCCAUCCACGGGACGGUGGAGUUACACCCACUUCUCAUCAAAAUCAUCGACACACCUCAGUUCCAGAGACUGAGAAACAUCAAGCAGCUUGGAGGGGCCUACUUUGUUUACCCUGGAGCAUCCCACAACCGCUUUGAACACUCCAUUGGGGUGGGGCACUUGGCAGGUCAACUUGUUGAAGCUCUGCGUACAAGGCAGCCGGAACUCGACAUCAAUGACAGAGACGUCCUUUGUGUGAAGAUUGCUGGUCUCUGCCAUGACCUGGGACAUGGACCCUUUUCCCAUCUGUAUGAUCAAAUGUUCAUAAACAGAGCAAAACGUCCAGACGGUGGUAAGAAGCAUGAAGAAGCCUCUGUAGAGAUGUUUGACCAUCUGGUGGAAUCUAAUAAUCUGGAGCUGGAGCUGGAGGACCAUGGUCUGAUUCUGCCCGAUGACAUGGAUUUCAUCAAAAAGUUGAUUGGAGGACUGAAGGACCCUAAAGCAGUCCAGGUCAGUCCUUGGCCAUAUUGUGGUCGGCCAAAGGAAAAAUCCUUCCUCUUUGAAAUCGUGGCCAACAAAACCAACGGCAUUGAUGUGAACAAGUUUGACUACUUUGCCAGGGACUGCUACCACCUGGGCAUGCAGAACAACUUUGACCAUCUCCGCUUCAUACAGUUUGCCAGAGUGAUUAAAGUGAAAAAAGACGAGCUGAAUCACAUCUGCUGUAGAGACAAGGAGGUGGGCAAUCUGUAUGACAUGUUCUACACCAGGAACUGUCUCCACAGAAGAGCCUACCAGCACAAAGUGAACAAGAUCAUAGAGUAUAUGAUUGCAGAGGCCUUUUUAAAAGCAGACAACCAUAUCAAGAUUGAAGGCUCAGGAGGGAAGGAGUUCACUCUCUCUACAGCCAUAGGUGACAAGGAGGCCUACACCAAGCUGACAGAUCAUGUGUUUGAACAAAUACUCAACUCUCCCUCUGUGGAGCUGGCUGAGGCAAAGAAGAUUCUAGAAAGGAUCAUCUCUCGAGACCACUACAGGUUUCUGGGUGAAACCAAGCCUAGACAAGUCCUGACCAGGGCGAUGUAUCGUCAAUGGGAAGAGGAAUUAGCUGCAGCCGUCCCUGAUGGAGGUGAUGAGGGUGUCAUGCUGAUACCAGAGGACUUUGUAGUUUUAGUGAGUUUUUAGUCUAAUU
Sander lucioperca (pikeperch) is the source of this 1363-nucleotide messenger RNA. Its product is annotated as deoxynucleoside triphosphate triphosphohydrolase SAMHD1-like. The record is from RefSeq and is a predicted model, not a curated record. Gene Ontology annotation, cellular component: nucleus. Gene Ontology annotation, molecular function: dGTPase activity. The coding region runs from base 169 to 1356 and encodes 395 amino acids. The transcript is spliced from 12 exons. Lineage: Eukaryota; Metazoa; Chordata; Actinopteri; Perciformes; Percidae. Gene Ontology annotation, biological process: dGTP catabolic process; regulation of innate immune response; defense response to virus.